Molecule: messenger RNA, 351 nt
Organism: Micropterus salmoides (largemouth bass)
Lineage: Eukaryota; Metazoa; Chordata; Actinopteri; Centrarchiformes; Centrarchidae
Product: putative cuticle collagen 79
Exons: 3
Source: RefSeq, a predicted model, not a curated record
UGUGGGGAUGAAGGCCCUUGGGGCGACCCAGGCCCUAGGGGUGAGCCAGGCCCUUGGGGCGACCCAGGCCCUAGGGGUGAGCCAGGCUGUUGCGGGGAAGAAGGUUCUUGGGGCGAGCCAGGCAGUUGUGGGGAUGAAGGCCCUUGGGGCGACCCAGGCCAUAGGGGCAAAGAAGGUUCUUGUGGGGAUGAAGGCCCUUGGGGCGACCCAGGCCAUAGGGGCAAAGAAGGUUCUUGUGGGGAUGAAGGCCCUUGGGGCGACCCAGGCCAUAGGGGUGAGCCAGGCUGUUGCGGGGAAGAAGACGGCCCUUGGGGUGACCCAGGCCCUAGGGGCAAAGAAGGUUCUUCUGGG